GACAACACAUUGACCAGACGCAUUUUGACUGCUCUCCAACGACUUUGAGAUCUUGAUCUUCUGCUAAUUACAUUUUACAACCUACUGCUAAUUUAUAUUUUGUUCAUUUAAAGUUUGAUAACUGUCAAUUAGGCUACUUGGUUCAUCAGGUUAAACCUAUCGGCUAGUCUAGGCUAAGAAACUUAGCAAAGUUAGCUAUAAUCAAAUUCAAUAGGCACAAGAUUGUUGGGUUUGUUUGUUUUUAAAUUGUUGCAGUUUAUUUUUAUAUUUUUAAUGGCGUCAUGUGAUAACCUCUUCGCUAGAUUAGGAUUUCGCCCAGUGGUCUGCACAGCAGGCCUGACUGCGACAGCAGUGGGCGCUGUUUUUCUGUUUUCCAGGUGGCGGAAGGAGACUGCCGAGAUCGGCACCCAGACGGACUGGGAAACAGCUGAGGCUUCGACCCAAGCCGGCUGGGAAACGGCUGACGCUGGGACCCAAGUACUGUGGGAAACAGCAGAGGCUUCGACCCAAGCCGGCUGGGAAACGGCUGAUGCUGGGACCCUGGCCAAAUGGGAAACGGUGGAGGCUGGCAUUCAGGCAGAGUGUCAGAGGGCUGAGGCAGGUGUCCAGGCGGUACAGGAGACGGCUGUCUCUGCAACCCAGGCUGUGUGGGAGACCGCGGAGGUCGGAACUCAGCCGGACUGGACAGACGGGUUCAUCCUUGUGGACACUGUCGCACCCCAGGUGGUCACUCUGGAUGGCGUGGAUGGACAGCUGCAGCCGUCUGGGUGGGAUGUCCAGACCCUGCUUCGUUACACCAUGGUGUACAGAUCGUCCACCCUGUUCUUCUGCGGUCCUGUGAUGGUCGGAGAGAGGCGGUGCUCAGGGGAGACAGUGGAGGGAUCUCUGAGGACGCAGUUCUGGUUCACCGCUGAUGAGAACUGUGUGCUUGAUGCAGAGGGCAACCGUGACACCUACACCACCACUGAUGCUGCAACCAUCAUCGAGUGGCGCUGUGGUGAGGUCGUCCGUGCAGUGUCUUACCAUGAGCAAGAGUCCAAGUUGUUGGUUCUCAUGGAUGGAGUUCCGGUCAUCCAAACAUCCAAGACCUACAAGCAGGUGACCUUGUCUGCCAACGGAUCACUGGUGAGCUCAGAGAGGUCCGAAACCACCUCCGUCCCGGCCCCUGUGGUCCCUGACCCGUCUGCUGAUGGUGCUGCUGGUGCUGCUGACGCCUCUGGUCCCACUGACCCACCUGGUGCUGACGCCUCAGCUGCUGCUGACGACACCCAGAGCUCUGCCCAGGGAUCAGAGGACAGCUGCCUCCUGCCUGAGGCUCGGGAGGUGCCCUUCAUCUUCAACUUCUUCCAGUCCAAGAACCUGGAGGACUUCUCGACCAGACUGACAGCCCUCAGGCAGGCCUUCACCAUCCUACUCAGCAGCGGCCCAGCAGUGCAACCACGCCAGUUGCUGUGA
Alosa alosa (allis shad) is the source of this 1455-nucleotide messenger RNA. RefSeq lists its product as uncharacterized. Lineage: Eukaryota; Metazoa; Chordata; Actinopteri; Clupeiformes; Clupeidae. The coding region runs from base 274 to 1455 and encodes 393 amino acids. The transcript has 11 exons. The record is from RefSeq and is a predicted model, not a curated record.